GCCAAACCGUCUAUGAGUGGGACCAGACAGUUGACGAGAUAGAGCUUUUCGUUCCGCUUCCCGAAGGAGUGCCCGCAAAAAUGUUCACGUGCCAAAUAGCGCAACGGCACAUCACGGUCGGCAUCAAGGGCAAUCCGCCUUACUUGGACCACGACCUAGCGGGGGCUGUGAAGGUGGACGACAGCUUCUGGACCAUUG
Messenger RNA from Closterium sp. Naga37s-1, 198 nucleotides. NCBI's taxonomy places the organism in Eukaryota, Viridiplantae, Streptophyta, Zygnematophyceae, Desmidiales, Closteriaceae. The record is from the annotation of a GenBank genome assembly.